This is a messenger RNA of Truncatella angustata, 1326 nucleotides long. RefSeq lists its product as uncharacterized. Gene Ontology annotation, molecular function: oxidoreductase activity. The transcript has 3 exons. The record is from RefSeq and is a predicted model, not a curated record. The coding region runs from base 176 to 1168 and encodes 330 amino acids. NCBI's taxonomy places the organism in Eukaryota, Fungi, Ascomycota, Sordariomycetes, Amphisphaeriales, Sporocadaceae.
GGAGACUCAAACACCCGCUUACUCUACUGUUCAAGCCGCCUAGCCGCGGGGCCGAGAGUGAUGUCGUCAUGGUGGUUCUUUGCACGUAUAAUUUCUGUAACAAUGUAUCGACUAUCUCCACGCUUCUAUACAGACACGAAUCAACACGAAUCAACUACUUAAAUUAUUCAGUACCAUGUUGAAAACCCUCUGUCGCAACUCUUCAUCCGUUCGCAGUACAUUCAAACCUACCCUAACAACUAAGAUCGUACCACAAGCAGCAAUGGCAACAGGAAAAGCUGACAACAAGGACCUUCAGGCAAACAGCCUGUUUGAUUGCUCAUACAUCAAGGCAGUCGUAACAGGCGGUGGUACUGGUAUUGGCUUAAUGAUCACCCAAGCGCUACAGUCCAACGGUGCCACAGUCUACAUUACUGGCCGCAGAGAGGAAGUUCUGCAGCAGACAGCUAAGCGAUAUAGCACAGGACCAGGCAAGAUUAUUCCUCUACCUGGUGAUAUUAGCACCAGAGAUGGUGCGGUCAAGAUUGCUAAGGACGUGGAGAGCAAGGAGACCAAUGGCAUCCACCUUCUCGUCAACAAUGCCGGUAUUGCUCGCGACGACGCUACAAAAUACUAUUCGGCCGGUCAGCCAGAUAUGUCAGAUGCCAAGGCUAUCUCUGAGCACUUCCUCAAAUCGGAGGAGAAGUCAUGGUCGGAAACUUUCCAGACCAAUGUCACAGGCGCCUACUUCACGUCAAUGGCCUUCCUGCCGCUUCUAGCCAUGGGAAGUGGCGUUACACCAGGCUACACAUCACAGGUUGUCAAUGUGACAUCGAUAUCCGGUGCCAUGAAGGGAUCAAGUUCUGGCCAGCCCGCCUAUGCGACUUCAAAGGCAGCUGCAACGCAGCUGAGCCGUGUCUUGGCUGCCCUCUUCACGGACGUCAAUAUUCGUGUCAACACUAUUGCUCCCGGUGUGUUCCCUAGUGAAAUGACAGCUGGUUCGUCGAGCGAGGACAACAAGAGCAAGCUCGAUAUGGAAAUGAGUAACCCUGCUGGCAGGCCCGGCCACGACACCGAUAUGGGUGCCACAAUCUUGUUCUUGGCAGGAAGGGGCGGUCUUUUCUACAACGGUCAAAUCCUAUACCCCGAUGGAGGGUCUACACUCGUCCAGCCAGCCGCCAACAACUAAGAUGGUUAGCAGAUGUGACUCAAUCCUAGGAUAACAGAGAUUGUUAUUGCCACGUAAUCGCUGGUCAAACGUUGAAAAGGGAAGUGGCUUGUAUGUCUCAUGUAUUUAUAUGAAGAGACCGAAUGUAAAUAAGGUCCCAUGAAACUACUUGAAUGCCC